AUCAGCGCGCGUCUCAAAUCACCCGCUCACCGCGUACACAAAGGGGGCGUGGCUCGUCUCCUAGGUGAUGCUGUGUCACACACACACAUAGUAUGCACACACCACUCACACACAUUUACAGUACACGCACUCCGCAAAGACAACCCACAGGAGCGCGCGCGCGUGCGUGCCUGCGAGAGACACAGAAACGGAGAGAAGCAGAGGAGGAAUAUCUAGCAGACCUCCCAUCAUCUAUAUGUGGAUUAUACCGUCAUCAUCAUCAUCAUUAUUAAAAUCAGCAUGGCUCCUCCAUCACGGCACCGGUAGCAGGAUCAGAUGCUCCUGCAGUGGGAGGCUGACCGAGCGAGCGCGCGCACGCGGCUGAGUGUGUGUAUGCGUGUGUAUGCAUGCGUGUAUAUGUGUGUGUGUCCUCUCACACAGCCACAAAGCCUCUUCCCAACAGAAGAGGCUGCUAAAUUCAUCCUGACACAACGGCGAGGUCUCGGCUGUAAUAUCUGACAAUGUUUCGCAAAAAGAAGAAGAAGAGGCCUGAGAUUUCAGCACCGAAGAACUUUGAGCAUCGAGUUCAUACGUCGUUUGAUGCAAAGCGUGGAGUUUUCGUCGGCCUUCCAACACAAUGGCAGAGUUUAAUAGAAAACCUGCGGAGACCCAAACCCAUGGUGGAUCCUUCCAGAAUAACACCGGUGGAGCUCAAACCAAAGAAGACCAUUGUGCGGGGCAGUAUGAUUGGCCACGGGGAUUACAUCUCUGCCAUGUUGUCCGACAUGAGCCGUCUGUCAGUCACCAGCUCCAACUCUCUGCGGAAAAGCAGCCCGUCGGCCCGCAAGAGAGCGCAGUCUUUGGGCCGGCUAGGGGAGCUGAACGAGGCAGAUGCAUUAGGCGAUGGGUACCAGUAUGAGACUCUGGAUGAUCCUGAGCCGCACUGGUCUGAGCGGGCACGAAACAUCCACAGCGCCAGCGGGACACCGUACAUGGGGCUGAAAAAAAGCGUGACUCUACAACCCAACGGCAUUUUACCCAGGGCUAAAUCCACCUAUGAGGUUAGCAUGAGCUGUUUGGAUGGCCCAUUGCCACCUCAUCCAGCGCUCCCGCCCCCCCCACCACCCCCAUUUCCUGUCCCGGAACCACCGCGGCCUCUUUAUCUAGCCGGAGACAUUGGCAGCCCGACGGAGAGGCUGAUGAUGAGGAGAGAGUUUCCCAUAAUAUUCACACACAACCCCAGACCCAUCACCUGUUUCUACAGUCCCACACAGAUGCCCAUGCAGCAGCCGCAUGGAGACAGUCUGACGCCAGACAUGAGGAGCGCCAACAGACUGCUGGUUCAUCCGCAGAACAGCCCCGGCAGACCCUUCUCAUCAUACGAUCUCAAGUCAGACUCUGGCAUGCGCCCGCCGGCGGGUUUCCUCCACAGCGGCACCAGCAGUCCUCUAGUCAGCGGCGGGCGGCAUCAAGCCUCCGUCAGGUCCUCCUGCAGCUACACCCUCGGCCUCUCCCCCAACAUCAGCUAUCGGCCGCCGGCUCCAGACCCCUUCAUGCGGCACUCAGGCCUGUACCCCCGGCAGGACAGCCCGUCGCAGCCACGCCCAUCGCCCACAGGCUCUCUGGCACACAGUCCCCCGGGCACCUGCUCGCCUGCAUUCAGAGCCCCGCAGCAGCCCUCACCCCGCCCACCGCCCGACCCACCCAAAGUCACACAUGAGCAGUUCAAGGCGGCGCUGCAGAUGGUGGUGGAUAAAGGAGACCCGCGCUCCUACCUCGAGAACUUUGUGAAGAUCGGGGAGGGUUCGACGGGUGUGGUGUGCAUCGCUCGAGAGAAACACAGCGGACGCGUGGUGGCCGUCAAGAUGAUGGACCUGAGGAGACAGCAGAGGAGAGAACUGCUCUUCAAUGAGGUGGUGAUUAUGAGGGAUUACCAGCACAGAAAUGUGGUGGAGAUGUUCAAGAGCGCUCUGGUGGAGGAGGAACUCUGGGUGAUCAUGGAGUAUCUGCAGGGUGGAGCUCUGACCAACAUCGUGUCUGAAACCAGGCUGAGCGAGGAGCAGAUAGCGACGGUGUGUGAGGCUGUUCUGCAGGCUCUGGCGUAUCUGCACUCGCAGGGAGUCAUUCAUAGAGACAUCAAGAGCGACUCCAUCCUGCUGUCACUGGACGGACGUAUCAAGCUGUCAGACUUUGGCUUCUGCGCUCAGAUCAGUAAAGACAUCCCGAAGAGAAAGUCUCUGGUAGGAACGCCGUACUGGAUGGCUCCUGAAGUCAUCUCCAAAUCUCCAUACGGAACUGAGGUGGAUGUUUGGUCUCUGGGCAUCAUGGUGGUGGAGAUGGUGGAUGGAGAACCGCCGUACUUCAGUGAAACUCCUGUGGCGGCGAUGAAGAGACUGAGAGACGAACUUGCACCGACUGUACGAAACGUCCAUCAGGUGUCUCCAAUGCUGAAGGACUUUCUGGACCGUAUGCUGACGCGUGAUCCUCUGGAGCGGGCGAGCGCCACAGAUCUGCUGGAGCAUCCGUUCCUCCUGCAGGCCAGUUCUCCACAGUGCCUGGUGCCCCUGGUGGAGCAAUAUCGCAAGCGCAUGUCCCGCUGCUGAGACGGAAACCAGAACCACGGUCUGGACGAUCUGCUGUCCGCUUCAGAGCUGCUGACGGCCCCGGAGACGCAGGACAGAUGGAUGUGAUGAGCAGACCACAGAGAUACUCCAUUCUCUACUGCACGACCACACAUUUACAGCGGGGUAAAUAAGAAUUGAACACGUCACGGUUUUUCCGUAGUCAAUAUAUUUCUUAAGGAGCUGUUGACACAUUGUUGGAUUUACUCAUUUGUUUUAAAGUAAGUAGUUGUAAACAGUUUAU
Molecule: messenger RNA, 2844 nt
Organism: Danio rerio (zebrafish)
Lineage: Eukaryota; Metazoa; Chordata; Actinopteri; Cypriniformes; Danionidae
Source: RefSeq, a predicted model, not a curated record